This is a messenger RNA of Sebastes umbrosus (honeycomb rockfish), 3100 nucleotides long. RefSeq lists its product as uncharacterized. Lineage: Eukaryota; Metazoa; Chordata; Actinopteri; Perciformes; Sebastidae. The transcript is spliced from 2 exons. Gene Ontology annotation, molecular function: metal ion binding; mRNA binding. The record is from RefSeq and is a predicted model, not a curated record. Bases 122 to 1420 code for a protein of 432 amino acids.
UCAAACACACAACCAGAAACUUCUGCUCAACUCAUGCCAGCAGCGAGCUGAACCUCGUCUCCUUCAAUCACUGCAGAGGGGGCAGACCAGACGGGAUCGGACCAAACUUUGUGAGCAAAACAUGCCAUCUUUCCCCCUGAACCAGUUCGCUGACUUGGAAGAGAUGAUGUGCAAGCAGUUACUGAACCUCGACCUGAGGGAGCAGAACGGACCACUACCAUCCCUCAGUCUGCCAGUGAGAACGCCAGGUUGCAUCGGUCAGCCACGUAGCAACAUGUCGUUUUCCCUCUCGUCUCUCUCCUGCCUCCCCACUGAUCCUUCAGACAGCGUGUUUCUGACCUCCGGCCAAUGGGGGCAGCAGUCAGAAAGCCCUCUGCCCACCCAGCUCACUAAUUCCACCCAGUGGGGGAAGUCAGGCUUCCUCUCCCAGCGCUCCAUCAGCAUGGUAGAGACCGGCAGCACCACAGCAGCAAGUCUAGGCUGGCCCGGGUCUGACAUGACACACUCCAUAAGUGACAUCAGCCCCACUGCACUGAACACUAGCUCCUCCUCUUCCACCUCAUCCGUUUCCUCCUCCUCGUCGCGCUAUAAGACUGAACUGUGUCGAUCUUUCACCGAGAGCGGCUUGUGCAAGUACGGCGGGAAGUGCCAGUUUGCUCACGGGCUAGACGAGCUGCGGGAUCUUAACAGACACCCGAAAUACAAAACCGAGCCGUGUCGCACGUUUCACACCAUCGGAUUCUGCCCCUACGGGAUCCGCUGCCACUUUGUCCACAACAACGAGGAAGAAAUGAAACACUCCUUCUCUCGCUCCUCCUCGUCCUCUUCCUCCUCCUCGAGCAUCCACCAGCAGCCGCCUUCCUCCUUCCGCUCGCACAGACCUCCUCUCGUCAGACAGAGCUUCAGCUUUGCCGGGUUCCCCUCUGCUCCCCAGCAAGCCCUUCAGCCUGCCCUUAACUCUCACCCUCCUCCUGCCACCGCCUCUUUCACACGCGCUCCGUCGGCCUCUCCUCCUUCCUGCGCCGACAUCACUGACCUCCUUUCUCAUGCCUUCCUGGAGAUGGACUCUGCCUUCGAGGCCUCCCCUGCCCACCAGUACCAGCAGCCCCCCAUGGGCCAGGCCACGGCAGCAGAUCCAUUCCUGCCUUCCCCAGACUCCGGCUGUUCCCCAUGUGAAUCGUCUCCGACCGCCUCCCCUUCCCUGAGGCAGAGUCCCAGCGCUACUGGGGUCUCUCCGGGGCCACUGGGCGCCCGAUCCCUGUCCUACACCUCUCUGUCAGACCAGGACCAGGACCAAGAUGGAAGCAGCUCUGCUAGCUCACUCAGCGGCUCUGAAUCUCUUAACGAGGCCAAUGGCAAACGUCUGGCGGUAUUCAGUCAGCUGUCUGUUCCUGAGGAUGCUACUGGGUUCUGCCUUUAGACCGCAAUGUGCUGUGAACACAAACAUACAUAUCUACAAACCUGCAGACCCGGGAUACUCCGAGACACAAUAUAUGCAGUACACACAUAUCCAUACUGACGCGCACACACACUAGAACCCUAUAAAUGUACCCUCACACACACACACACACACACAAACACACACACACACACACACACAGCCACCGCCACCGGACUUACCCCUCAGACGUUCUUUGCACCUGUGUGGCGUCAAAGGAAACAAAGGCUUAAUGACUGACUCAGAGAGAGAUUCGCUGAUUAGAUUUAUGUGGUUAAAAUGUCACUGUUGUAUGCGUAAGGGAAGCCACAGUGAUGCAGAAACCGAUAUGUGUGUUGCCAUCAAAACAAGAGUACAGAUCAAGACAGAAGUUGAAAAGUGCUGGAAGCGAUUUUGCCAAAAUAGUAGUCAAAUAAUAGUGUUGAGAUGGCAAAUUGCGACAAAGAUCUAGUAAUCACAGUGUGAUUGGCCACAGUGCCGUCUGUUGUGGAGUCCAACCGCAAUGUGACAAAGCCAAAGAUGUCUUUUGUAGCUCAAACGUUUUGAUUAUGGUAGUACAAAAAACACACAACUUAUGUUUUAGGAAUUGUUGAUUUCUUUCCAUUAACUGUACACAGUAUUGUGUUUAUAAGCUGGUGAAACUGUUGUUUUCCUCCUACAGUGCGAGAUUGUUUAGAUCACUGGCCUUGAACCUGAAUGUUAAGUUUUUAAACAACUCAAGUGCCUGUGUUGUGUUAUUUACCAGGUCGUGUUGAAACAAUAUUUGCUGGUUUGUUAGGAAGGAUGUGUUGACGGUGGGGUGCGAGUCUCCUUAUGUGAGUUCAAGGUCUCUCUGUUGUUAAGAUGACUACAAGUGUUCUUCUGUGUCUCAUGCAUUAUUGACAAACUGCCACCAGUAAAAGUGCCAAAAUGACCAAAUUUAAGCUGCCUUACAGGAGGAGGAGGAGGAAGGGGGGACUCAGUUUAAGCUUAACAUAAACAGCCAAGUAGGCCUGAUCAUACGUUCUCAAAUCCCAUGUUCAUGACAUAUCGUUAACUGUAUGACUCGCCAACUGGAAAAGCAGGACAUGGGAAUUUGUUGGGCUUUGAUAUAUGUGGAGUGUGCCAGCACAAACGGCAGAAAAUCCAUCAAUAUUGAGAGUCAAAGAUUGACCAAAAAAAAACCUAAAUGAGCUACCAUCACACUCUGCAUCUUAUGAUCUGAAAGCAGCUCGGGUUGCGAGGCACUUGGCGUUAAAGGAAAGUUUAAUCAAGUCAUGUGAAUGUUUCAUGCAAGUCCUGUUUUGCCUCUGGCAUUUUCCCCUAAAAACUUUGUGGUGCUAAAAUGUAUUUUAGAUUAUCUUAAACACAACAUUCCCAGGAGUGGGUUUUUUUUCCCAUCCCUUGUCCACAGGCAGUGCUGGUGUUCUUUUUUUUUUUUUUAUGAAUAUUCGUGUUUUUUGUGACUCACCCCCACCAGAUUUCAUCUCUCCGUCAGUAUUAAUUCCUCCUGUUACUGUUAUGAAUGUGUAGCGUUCCUGGUCACAUGUAUGUGAACUGUGCGCCCAGGUCUGUUGCCUUAACCGAGCUAGAUCCAGCAUUCUGUAGGGUUAGAGUCUGUAUACUUAUUGUUAUAGAAAUGUUACUCGGCUGUUUUUGUGUGUUUAUGACGUAGUUGGUUAG